AUGGGAGACACCAAUACUGCUCCUCAUGUGAACGGCAAAAACAGCAAUACAUUGACCACAAUAGACUUGCCACCCAGCGUCCCGGGUCGACCAUACGUUAUUUCUUCCCAAGAAGGAGAGAUCAUUUACAUUCCACUUUCGAAAUCCGCAACACGACUUCUUGUGACAGGCAAGGAAACCGAUAAUGCAUUCGCUGUCGUUGGCAGCAGUGGGAGUCAAAGUGAUCCCAUAGGCUUCCAUUACCAUCGACAUACCCAUGACGUCUUCUUAUGUCUCAAGGGUAAAGUCAAUGUCUGGGCGAACGACCAAGCACGUACCAUGGAAGCAGGGGAUUUCGCCAGUGUACCCCCGGGUACGAUUCACCAAUACCAGAUCCUGGGAGACCAUUCUGAAAUGGUCGGGUUGAUCGUUCCAGGAGGCUGGGAGGAGUUCUUCCGAUUCAUCGGCGAACCUUACGAUGGACCAACAUGGCCACUGGACGACCAGAGGAAUGUUUUCGAGGUACUGAUACCGAAGUUGAAAGCCGCUUCCGAACGAUUCGAUAUGAUUCCAUGCCCUCAGAAUAAGCAGUUUGGACCUUCGCCAUGGCAAGAUGAUGAAAACCAAUUACCGGGAAAGCUGGAGCCAUAUUUUCUAAAGAAUGCCACCGGUCCAGCAUAUCUUGCAGGUGGCACUGUUUGUCGACCUCUUAUCACUACUGCGGAGUCCGAUGGAAAGUUUGUGAUUGGUAGUAUCGAAGGCUCGAAGCAACAUCGACAGGAAGAUAUAAUCGGUGACAGCCGCCGACUGAAGUUUGCGGAUACUCAUCAUGCUUUCCAGGUUGUUGAGGGCGCGAUCGACUUCCAUAUAUCUUCGUCUCAGACCACAUCAUUACAUGCAGGGGAGAUCAUAUAUGUUCCGCGAGGGACAGCUUUCAGCUACCACUUUCGCUCCAGAUAUGCGAAGAUGUACUGCUUCGCCAGUGGGAAGGGUGUCGUCGAGCUGUUGUGCAAGAUUGGCGAAGCAUAUGCGGCACCAGUGCCUCCGGAAAAGGCGGCGAAUUUGAAGGUAGCAGAGGUACAAUCUGUUGCGAUCGAGUGCUCGGGCGAGUUCUGCUGA
Messenger RNA from Cercospora beticola, 1098 nucleotides. RefSeq names its product cupin domain-containing protein. Lineage: Eukaryota; Fungi; Ascomycota; Dothideomycetes; Mycosphaerellales; Mycosphaerellaceae. The record is from RefSeq and is a predicted model, not a curated record.